Molecule: messenger RNA, 973 nt
Organism: Galleria mellonella (greater wax moth)
Lineage: Eukaryota; Metazoa; Arthropoda; Insecta; Lepidoptera; Pyralidae
Gene: ccdc25
Product: coiled-coil domain-containing protein 25
Source: RefSeq, a predicted model, not a curated record
CCCUAAAAACAAGGAAUUACAACUUUGCAUUUUUCUUCCAAUUUGUAGAUCGAGUCCCUUGCUUAUACACUUUUUGGAUAGUCUCUCUAAUCUGUGUCAUAGACUCUUCAUAAUUUUUGCGGUCUCUACUCUCUAAUCUGUACAUUUCAAUUGUAACAUUUCACUCAAUUUCCAUAUUUUGUAUUUUACACACACAUUUACUCUCAAUAAAUAACCUAGCUAAUAAAAUAUAUAGUAUUUAGACUGGGUAGUUAACUCAUGCUGUUUUCAUCUUUAAUUUGUUUCUACAAUAACAAAAAGUUUAUAGGUAUUUAAGAAAACAUGGUGUUUUACUUCACUAGUAGUGUAGUUUCUCCACCAGUAACAUUAUUUAUGGGUGCCGACAAACAUGAAAAUGAAGAUCUAAUAAAAUGGGGAUGGCCUGAAGAUGUCUGGUUUCAUGUAGACAAGGUGUCUUCUGCUCAUGUAUAUUUACGACUAGCACCUGGUCAGACAAUAGAUGAUAUUCCAAAUUCCGUUCUUGAUGAUGCUUGUCAACUAGUAAAGGCUAAUUCUAUACUUGGAAAUAAAAUGAAUGACAUAGAUAUUGUAUACACUAUGUGGGCUAAUUUGAAGAAAACAGCUGGAAUGGAGGUGGGACAAGUAGCUUUUCACAAGGAUAAAGAUGUAAGAAAAGUCAGAGUAGCAAAAAGAAAUAAUGAAAUUGUUAAUAGAUUAAACAAAACUAAAGAACAGUUUCCUGAUUUGAGACAAGAACGAGAAACUAGAGAUAGAUUAGAAAGGGAAGAUAAAAAGAAAUUGUUAAGAGAAAAGAGAGAUAAGGAAAAAGAAGAAGAGAAACGAAAAAAGGAAGAGGCCGAAUUAAGAAGCUAUUCAACAUUAAUGAAAAGAGAAAAUAUGACAACAAACUAUGAUGGGAAUGAUUCUGAUGAAUUUAUGUAAAAGAAAAAAAUAAAGUAUUUAUAAAGUGUUA